Suillus subalutaceus is the source of this 2535-nucleotide messenger RNA. RefSeq lists its product as uncharacterized. The record is from RefSeq and is a predicted model, not a curated record. The coding region runs from base 1 to 2535 and encodes 844 amino acids. The transcript is spliced from 9 exons. NCBI's taxonomy places the organism in Eukaryota, Fungi, Basidiomycota, Agaricomycetes, Boletales, Suillaceae.
AUGAAUGGGAACCUCCUGCCGCAGUACCAGUGCCUCCGAGUCCCGCCACUCCUGCGCAUGGUGAACAUCAUGACAUUGAUGGCACCCACAAUUGUCCGGUACCCUGAUAUACGAGCCGGACAACCUGUUGAUGUCGUCAAGCAGCCAAGCAAUGCAACCUACCAUGCACAGCUUGAUGACUCGAGCGCAGACAAUAUUUACGCUCCGUUUGCCUCAAAGCUUGAUUGGGAUAUGGCUCGUUGGGCAAAAUUACGAGGUUCAAGCUCAACAGCGUUCUCAGAACUUGUCUCGAUCGAGGGUCUUAGCGAAAAGCUUGGUCUUUCCUUCAAGAAUACGCAAGAGUUGAACCAGAUAAUCGACAACGAACUCCCGGGCCGUCCAAAAUUCAAACGCGAACAGAUUGUUGUCGCCAAUGAAGCAUUUGAUGUCUACUUUCGCGAUAUCAUUGAAUGUAUCAAGGCUCUUUUCAGUGAUCCAAAUUUUGCUGACUUUCUCGUCUUCGCUCCUGAACGUCACUAUGCCGACAAAGACGAAACGAUUCGUUUAUAUCAUGAGAUGCAUACCGGAAAAUGGUGGUGGAAUAGUCAGAAACACCUAGACCGUGAGCGCCCAGGUGCUACAAUAAUUCCGACUCAAUCAGCAUACCCCGUCUACAUGACGAUUGGAAAUAUCCCAAAGGACAUUCGUCGGAAACCAUCACGCCACGCACAUGUCCUCCUUGCAUAUCUUCCAACUACUCGCCUUGAUCAUGUCACCAACAAAGCCGCUCGCCGACGGAUGCUCGCCAAUUUGUAUCAUGCUUGUGUGGGCCGCGUACUUGCUCCGCUCGCAGCUGCUGGCAUCAAUGGCAUCAACAUGCAACGUGGUGAUGGAACAGUGCAUCGAGGCCAUCCCUUGUUCGCAUGUUUCGCGGGAGACUAUCCAGAGCAAGUUUUAGCUACUGGAAUCAAGACAACUCAGUGUCCGAAGUGUGACAUUCCCCCUGACAAGCUUGGUUUAGCAACUGGUAUUGCAAACUGGCAACCACGAGACCUGGGCGCGGUACUUGAUGCACUUUGUGCUCUCGAUGAAGGCGGAUUGGCCUUCGUUCGGGCAUGUGCAAACGCUGGCAUUAAGCCAAUUGUCCACCCAUUCUGGGAGGGACUCCCCUUCGUCAAUAUAUUCGAAUCUGUAACUCCUGAUGUUCUGCAUCAACUAUACCAAGGGCUCAUAAAGCACCUCCUCGCCUGGCUUUCUGACGCAUGUGGCAGUGCGGAGAUAGAUGCACGAUGUCGACGCCUUCCCCCAAAUCACCAUAUCCGAAUAUUUACAAAGGGUAUCACUACUCUUUCGCGCGUGAGCGGUACAGAACACAAUCAAAUUUGCCGUUUCUUGCUCGGCAUCAUCAUCGACACCAGUCUACCUCAUAACAUGUCCUCCGCUCGACUCCUCCGUGCCGUUCGUGGUCUGCUAGACUUUUUAUACCUCACUCAGUACCCAUCUCACACCUCCGAGACACUGGUCUUACUCAAUGAGGCACUCGACCUUUUCCACGACAACAAGGACAUCUUUAUCGACCUCGGCAUUCGGAAUUCGUUCAAUUUGCCAAAGCUCCACUUCACAGCUCACUACGCUCAUAUGAUUCGAAUGUUCGGCACUACGGACAACUACAAUACUGAAUACACUGAACGUCUUCACAUUGAUCUCGCAAAAGAUGCUUAUCGUUCUAUGAAUCACAAGAACGAGUUUGCUCAGAUGACGACUUGGCUUGAACGGAGGGAGAAAGUUUUUCGUCACGAAAAAUACAUUCAGUGGAGACUUAUUGGUAACACUGCACGUCCACAUCAGCCACGUCCCCCCGAAAUGACAUUUCGUCGUACUCAAACGAUGACAAAACAUCCUACAGUCAAGGCAGUCACCACGGACAAGGUUGUGAAUGAAUAUGGCGCCACGCACUUUAACGAAUCUCUCGCACGUUAUGUUGCCAAAGUCACACUUCCUGCCAACACUACCGUUACAGCCAGGCAGCUCGAAGAUCGAGCAGCCGAUAUCCACAUCCCAUUUCGAACACUACCAGUCUUUCACAAGGUGAAAUGGCUCUCGGCUGAUGUUCGUGGUCAUGACGAUUCUCCGGUCACUGUUGAUAGUGUCCAUGCAUGUCCUGGACGGUCAGGAACAUUUGCGUCCGACAGUGUCGCACCACGAUUUGAUACUGUGUUUGUUAAUGAUGGUACAGGUGGUUCACUCGGCACCAAAGGAUAUCGAAUUGCGCAAGUCCGUGUUAUAUUUUCGAUCCCUCCCAAAGCCGUCCCGAAACUUUUCCCAUCUACAUUCCAGCCCCCUCAACAUCUCGCAUAUGUUGAAUGGUUCUCUCCCUUCCGCGUACCUAACCGAGAUCAUGGCUUGCACAAGGUUUCAGCGCAUCAUCAAAAACGGAGAACCAACAUUCGUUGUAGUGCGCAUUUGAUUCCGCAUUUCGGACCUGUGGCUCCUCGUGAAUGGACCUCUUCUAACAUUCUUGACGAGUAUCGAUAUAGUUUUGUUACACUGCGCUAG